AUGUUCUCCCGUAUACGAGGCGCAAUCGACCGGACCAUCGCCGAAGAGCAGGCUCGCCAGAACCAACUAACGACCGCGACGGCCAGCUCGCGAUCGGGCUCAGCCUCGUCACGCCAGACAAACGGUGACAUUAGGCGUACGAAAUCCAAAUCUGGACGUGCCGAUACAAACGAUGCUGAAGCCCCCGUCAACCCCGACCCAGCCGUCUUUGAGGAAGCCUUCGUUAUUGGCGACAGCGAGGAACCCAGCCGAGCCAACACUCCAGCACCGGUACCCCCUGAAAAGGACACUGCCGACUCUGCGCAAAGUGAUGGAAAGAAGUCUCCAGUUGUUGGGGACGCAGGCAAAUCGAUCCCUGCCGACGGCAACGUCCUCCAGAAAUCAAGCGGCGACGAUAGCCAGGAUGCCUCUUCUAAGCGGGAGGCACUUACUGACCAAAGCACUGCGUCUGCAGUAGCUGAGCUUUCUCCUGAUAUUAAGCAGAGACUGCGCAAGCUAGAGAAGCUAGAAGCGACUUACCCAGCGAUCGAGCCCUUCGAACGAGCCCUUCGAGAGAACACGCCACUUACCUCGAUCAGCGACCCUACAGCCUUGACGGAGUACCUCAGCCAGCUCAAGCUCAGGUCGGACAUGGUCAUGGACGAGUUGAAGCGUGUCUCCACCGAGAAAGACGAGCUUAAGAAGAAGACCGAGGAACGCGAUGACAAGAUUAAGAAUUUGGAGAAGAGUCUUGAAGCUGCCAAAUCCACAACUUCUGAGAAGGCUGAAGGCGCUGAAGAAACCGCCAAAUCCAAGUUUCUGGAGGGAGAGGACACACCGGGCGACGAAGGCGAGAACAUUUUCUCAUAUGAUGACGAGCUCCCCAAAAUUCAAUCCGACCUGCAGUCUAAGACGGAAGAAAUUGAGAAGCUCAGUGGCGAGAUUGAGAACCUCAAGCAGGAGCUCUCAGUUGCCAAGGAAAAUAGUGUCGGUCUUGCUGAUAACCUGGAAAAGACUACUGAGGAGCUAAGUGGAUUUCGUGAUGGUGCGGGAGCCCAGAAAACGCUUCAGCUUCAGCUGAAAGAUGCAAAGAAGGAGAUCAACAGCCUCAACGAGCGACUUGAAGCAUCCCAGUCCCAACUCAAGGACCUCGAGGCCAAGGUGGGAGCUGAGACUAAAGACUGGUCAACCAAGCUAGAGAAAGCUGAAGCAUCUCUGGCCGCCUUGGAGAAGCGAGCUGGAGAGAAGGAUAGCGAGCUUGAAAAGACAUCUAACGCGCGGGCUGUUUCCAAGAAACUCAUCGACGACCUCAGCAAGCAGGUUGAAACUCUGAAGAACGAAAAGGUGGAAAGCCAGACCAAGAUUGCUGAGCUCACAAAAAAACUCGAUACUGUUUCCUCUACGAAGGCUGCACCAGCCUCAUCUGCACCGGAGCCUGUGACGUCCACUGGAGCAGCAGCUGGUGGAGCCAAGAAGAAGAGCAAUAAGAAGAAGAAGGCCAAGGGUGGUGCCGCCGGUCCAGCAGCCGCCCAGGCACUGGAGGAGAAAGCCAGCGAGGCUGGCGAGCAGGGUAUCUCCACCAACACCGCGGUUAAUGAGGCCUUGGAGGCAGAGAUUGCUCAGCUCAAGGAGGAGCUGACGGAUAAGAAUGCCCAGGUUGAGCGACUCACUGCUCAGAGGAAGUCUGAGGAGCAGCUCAUGGAGGAAGUUGAGUUGCUGCGUGAUGAUCCAGUUAAUAUUGGGGGAGACCACGUUGAAGCCAAGGACAGGCUCAAGACGCUCGAGGCGGAGAAGAUCGAACUCAAGUCGGAGAUUGCCGAGCUGGAAAAGAAGCUCAAAUCAUCAACGUCGGAUUCAGAAGCAAGCACCAAGGCUCGCAGCGAGAAGGACAAGCUCCAGAAGGAAUACGACGACCUUAAGGAGAAGUCUGCGGCGCUACAGUCCGACCUAGAUGCAACGCAGAAGCUGGCACAGAAUCGGUUCAAGGACCUGAAUGAGCUUCGGGAGGUCCUGCAAAAGGCGCAGCCAGAACUCAAGAACCUGAGGCAGGAAUCGGCCAUGCUGAAGACAGCAAAGGAGGAACUGACCACUAAGGCCAAGGAGCUCAGGGAUAUGGAGAAGAAGGAGAGAGACCUGAAACGUGACUUGGGCAAGGCUCAGCAGCAGUCAUCGAGUUAUGAGAUGGAAAUCAAGAGCCUCCAGGAAAAACUGACGGCCGAGGGCACGGCAAAGGCCCGCCUGGAAGACGAGAAGCGCACGGCAGGACGAGAUGCCCGCCGCGCCGAGGCAGAGAAGACCGAGCUUAGGGUGCAAACAGACAAGGCAGAGAAGGAGCUGAGCAAGGUCCAGGAGGAGAUUGGCAAGUUGCGGCCCCGGGUGAGGGAGCUGGAGGAGGAGUUGCACAAGCUGCGACGCGAAAAGGUGGCGGCGCAGGAGGAGCUUGAGUUCAAGGUACAGCAAUACACCAAUGCGCAAGGCCUAUUGGGUAGCAUGCGCGAUCAGACGACCGAGAUGUCUGUGCAGCUCAAGGAGUCCAAGUCGCAGGCCGAGGCCCUCGAGGAGGAGCUCGCCGAGGUGCAGCGCCUCCUGCAAGAGCGCACGCGCGAGGGUGAGACUAUGCGACGGCUGCUAGCUGACGUGGACGAGCGGGCAGACAACAAGGUUCGAGAAAUGCGGAGCAGGAUGGAGGCUGCGAUUGAGGAUCGAGACCGCAUCGAGGAUGAGUCAAGCACCCAGGCACGUCGCCGGGCGCGCGAGAUAGAGGAGCUCCGCAGCCGAAUCCGGGAGCUAGAGCGAGAAGUCAAGGUUCUUAGCAACGAACGGAACGAGCUGGAGGAACGUAGCAAGGAGUGGCGCCGGCGCAAGGAGGAACUGGAGACACUGGAGGAGAAGGCUGAGUCAGAGACGAUUGAGAUGCAGACGACGGUAUCUCAACUGCGGGCAGCCCUGGACGCUUCCGAGGGUCAGGUGCGUGAGGGCGAGAAGCACAGGCGCGAGCUGCGCAAGCUUCUGGAUGAGGCCCGCCAGCGGUACGAACGCGUAUCCAAAGAUCUCAAGGGAACACAAAGCCGGCUAGUGGCUGCGGGGUCGCUGACGCGCAGCUCCAUCGACUCAAACCGCAGCGGUCUUUCUUCCAACGGCGGCAGUGCCCCUGGUGGCGGCGACAUGAUGUACCUCAAGACGAUUCUUCUGCAGUUCCUGGAGCAAAAGGACGGCAAGCUGCGGGCUCAGCUGGUCCCAGUUCUGGGCAAGCUGCUCAAGUUUGACAGGACCGAUGAGCAAAAGUGGCAGAAUGCAGUACAGCAUAUCGAGGUACGAUAG
Messenger RNA from Geosmithia morbida, 3300 nucleotides. RefSeq names its product Chromosome segregation ATPase. The transcript has 4 exons. The record is from RefSeq and is a predicted model, not a curated record. The coding region runs from base 1 to 3300 and encodes 1099 amino acids. NCBI's taxonomy places the organism in Eukaryota, Fungi, Ascomycota, Sordariomycetes, Hypocreales, Bionectriaceae.